Messenger RNA from Ricinus communis (castor bean), 1205 nucleotides. Its product is annotated as xyloglucan endotransglucosylase protein 6. The coding region runs from base 144 to 1013 and encodes 289 amino acids. The transcript is spliced from 4 exons. Gene Ontology annotation, cellular component: cell wall; apoplast. NCBI's taxonomy places the organism in Eukaryota, Viridiplantae, Streptophyta, Magnoliopsida, Malpighiales, Euphorbiaceae. Gene Ontology annotation, biological process: xyloglucan metabolic process; cell wall biogenesis. Gene Ontology annotation, molecular function: hydrolase activity, hydrolyzing O-glycosyl compounds; xyloglucan:xyloglucosyl transferase activity. The record is from RefSeq and is a predicted model, not a curated record.
UCACUCUCAGUGAAGCAUUCAGUGAAGAAGCUUCUCCCCUCUCUCUCUCUCUCUCUCUCUCGUUCUCUGUCUGUCUCCCUCUCUUUAAACAAUCAUCGGUUUCUCUCUCUGUAGUUUUGGUUUUAAAAUUAGUGAAAAAGGAAAUGUCUGCUAUUAUUGUAUUGUUGGUGGGUCUAGUCGUGCUUGCUGGUUCAGUUAACUCAGCUAAAUUUGAUGAGCUCUAUCAAGCAUCAUGGGCUCUUGAUCACUUCAUCUAUGAAGGAGAACUUCUUAAGCUCAAGCUUGAUAACUAUUCUGGUGCUGGGUUUCAAUCUAAAAGCAAAUACAUGUUUGGGAAAGUAACCAUACAAAUUAAGCUUGUGGAGGGUGAUUCUGCUGGAACUGUGACUGCCUUCUAUAUGUCAUCAGACGGUCCAAGUCACAAUGAGUUUGACUUCGAGUUCCUGGGUAACACAACAGGUGAACCUUACCUGGUUCAGACCAAUGUGUAUGUUAAUGGCGUAGGUAACAGGGAACAAAGAUUGAACCUUUGGUUUGACCCUACUAAGGACUUUCACUCCUACUCCAUCCUCUGGAAUCAGCACCAAGUUGUAUUUCUAGUGGAUGACACUCCAAUCAGAUUGCACACCAAUAUGGAAAACAAGGGAAUUCCUUUCCCUAAAGAUCAACCAAUGGGUGUAUAUAGCUCAAUCUGGAAUGCAGAUGACUGGGCUACACAAGGUGGCCGUGUCAAGACCGACUGGACCCAUGCGCCAUUCAUUGCGUCCUACAAGGGUUUUGAAAUUGAUGCAUGUGAGUGCCCAGUAACAGUGGCAGCAGCUGAUAAUGCUAAGAAAUGUAGCAGUAAUGGUGAGAAGAGGUACUGGUGGGAUGAACCAACAUUGGCUGAGCUCAAUUGGCACCAGAACCAUCAGCUCUUGUGGGUUAAGGCUAACCAUAUGAUCUAUGACUACUGCACCGACACUGCAAGGUUUCCUGCCACCCCUGCCGAGUGCCUGCACCAUCGCCACUAGUUUUAUGUAAUGCCACGUAGUGUAAUGGUUACGGAGACGGGUUUCCAGGGUUGUAAAAAAAGAAGUGAAAAGAUGGGGGGAGGUGAAUCAGAAGUAUCACAUUAAACAUGUGCUCCAUGUUUCAUAUUUUGGUUCUUCAGAUUGUAUGAUAUUAUGAUAGAUUAAUAUAUCAUUUGUUCUUUCUUUUCUCAA